UGACGCAGUUCUGCUUUGUCGCAUGUUUGGUGACGUUUUACAACUGACUAGAAAGGUCUCCUAUACCGAGGCCUAGCUAUCGAGUUUAGUUCCUCGGACUCUUAUUGUUUUUUUUUUACCCUGUUCAUUUAUUUCAACCCGUUUUGAGCGGGCCUUUUCCUUAUGACGGUUUUUUGCCCGAAGCAAACAGCGGGGAUUUGGGCGCAGUCGCUCGUUUUGAGAGUAAAUUAAACGUGAAGCGAGUAUCCGGAGUGAGGAACCCAGUCUGGGGAAGAAGAUGACAUCUCGGAGGUGGUUUCACCCCAACAUCACCGGCGUGGAGGCUGAGAACCUUCUGCUGACGCGCGGCGUGGACGGAAGCUUUCUUGCUCGACCGAGCAAAAGCAACCCGGGCGAUUUCACCCUCUCUGUCAGGCGAAAUGGAGCAGUCACCCACAUCAAGAUUCAGAACACGGGGGAUUACUACGACCUGUACGGAGGAGAGAAGUUCGCCACGUUGGCUGAGUUGGUGCAGUUUUACAUGGAGCACCACGGCCAGCUAAAGGAGAAGAACGGCGAUGUGAUCGAGCUGAAGUACCCGCUCAACUGUGCUGAUCCGACGUCAGAGAGGUGGUUUCAUGGUCACCUCUCGGGCCGGGAAGCCGAGAAGCUGCUGACGGAGAAGGGCAAGAACGGCAGCUUCCUGGUCAGAGAGAGUCAGAGUCAACCCGGGGAUUUUGUGCUCUCUGUACGAACCGGUGAUGACAAAACAGACAGCACUGACAGCAAACCAAAAGUCACUCACGUCAUGAUUCGUUGCCAGCAUGAUAUGAAGUAUGAUGUUGGUGGAGGGGAGAAGUUUGACUCCCUGACCGAUCUGGUGGAACACUACAAGAAAAACCCCAUGGUGGAAACACUGGGCACCGUGCUUCAGCUCAAACAGCCCCUCAACACGACACGCAUUAAUGCAGCCGAGAUCGAGAGCCGAGUGCGGGAGCUCAGCAAGCCGGCUGAGGCCACCGAUAAGGUCAAACAGGGCUUCUGGGAAGAGUUCGAGACCCUUCAACAGCAGGAGUGCAAGCUGCUGUACAGUCGCAAAGAGGGUCAGCGUGCUGAGAACAAAAACAAGAACAGAUACAAAAACAUUCUUCCCUUUGACCACACGCGAGUAGUCCUCAAAGACUGCGACACAAACGAGCCAGGCUCUGAUUACAUCAACGCUAACAUCAUCACGCCAGAUUUAGAGUUAAAGUGCAACAACGCCAGAUUAAAGAAAAGCUACAUCGCCACACAAGGCUGCCUGCAGAGCACCAUAAGCGACUUCUGGAGGAUGGUGUUUCAGGAAAACUCCCGUGUCAUCGUCAUGACGACUAAGGAGGUUGAAAGGAGCAAGAGUAAAUGUGUAAAGUACUGGCCGGACGUGUCGGCGCUAAAGGAAUACGGUGCCAUGCGCGUGCGAAACGUCAAGGAGACCUCAGCUCAUGAUUACAUUCUGCGAGAGCUGAAGCUUUCAAAAGUUGGACAGGGAAACACAGAGCGUACAGUAUGGCAGUACCAUUUCCGCGCCUGGCCCGAUCAUGGCGUGCCCAGCGAUCCUGGUGGUGUGUUGGACUUCCUAGAGGAGGUCAAAAUGAGGCAAGAGGGCAUGGUGGAGGCCGGACCCAUUGUGGUGCACUGCAGUGCCGGGAUUGGACGAACUGGGACCUUUAUUGUGAUCGACAUACUAAUAGAUAUCAUCAGAGAAAAAGGAGUGGACUGUGAUAUUGAUGUGCCCAAGACGAUCCAGAUGGUGCGUUCACAGCGCUCAGGAAUGGUCCAGACCGAGGCUCAGUACCGCUUCAUUUACAUGGCAGUUCAGCAUUACAUAGAGACACUGCAGCGUCGCAUAGAGGAGGAACAGAAAAGCAAAAUCAAGGGACGCGAGUACACCAACAUUAAGUACUCACUGACUGAUCUGAGCGGAGGGGACCAGAGCCCGCUUCCCCCCUGCACCCCUACGCCAGCCUGUGCUGAUAUGCGGGAGGACAGCUCCAGAGUGUAUGAGAAUGUGGGUCUGAUGCAGCAGCAGAAGAGUCACAGAUGAGGCUCCGACUACACUGUCCAACUCACAGCAACCUUUUUAUUUCCUUCUCGCCAGCUGCACCUGAACGCCUGAAAUGUGAUCACAGCUACAUGGAAAGACGAAAAUAAAACAUAUGAAAAUGAAUUAAAAAAAAAAAAAAAAAAAGAAGAGAAAAGAAGACUGAGACCAGUUUGCGAGGGAGAAAUGUGGAUGGAGUAAAUUCCUUUCUCCUCCCUGCAAAGCAGCCUUUUUUUCACCCCUCCCCCCAUGCUAAGAAACCACUGUGAACAUCAUGAAGCCUUACUCGUGACUAUGGAGAAGAGAGAGAGAGCGAGAGACAGAGACCCUGUGUAAAGGAACUGAUUCGCCGUGGAAUUCUCCGCAAUCCAUUCAGGCUACAACUAGCAAAACCUAGAAAAAAGAGCUUUUGCCGUUUUGUCCUUUUUAUUUUUUGUUGGUUUUGUUUUGUUUUUGUUUAAAUUUCAUGUUUUUGUUUCCUUUUACCAAAGCAAGAAGAUAUUAGAAUUCUUCAGAGAAUUAUGGCAUUCUUUUAGGAUGCGAAAAGGCAUGUGCUCAACACGCAACCUUAACCAGUCCCCCAUAUUCUGGAUUCCUCCUGGGGGUAAAAGAUUUAAAGGGAAAUUCUUCCUCAGAGCUCUACCUGACCCCCCACACACACACACACACACACACACACACACACACACAUGAAAAGUAUAGCUGUGUCCCACUUCAAAUCGCCCUACUUACAGCAUCGCGCUUAUUUUUAAGGGAGAAAAAAGAAGGUAUAACUCUUUUGGGAGCCUCAAUCUAAAAUCCAGCCCACCUCAUUUGUUCCUUGGCUCAUGGAUUUGUUUGAUUGGGUAUUUUUAAAGAACCCCAUCCUUGUUGUGUCAAAGUUACUGAAUCAUUGUUGGUCUGACUUUUUAUUAUUUGUUUUCUUUUGUUAAAUUUUUUUUUAAAGCUUUGUUUGUUUAUCUGUGACUUAUGUACACGUAUGUAUGAGCACCAUCAUUAUUUUCCAAUUCUUUGUUAAAGACAUGACUGCAUGUUCAGAGGUCAUCUCUGAUAUGAAAAAAUAUUCCUCAAUAUCUUUAUUUUUCUUUUUUUUGGAUGAUGAGAACGUAUAUUUAUAUGUACGUGCCAAUCAGCUUACAGUAUGUGCUAUUGCAGUUCUGUCUGCCGGGUUUCUAUUUUUAUUUUUCCGUUCCGUCUGAUAAAUUUUUUUUUUCUUUUUCUCCACUUCUUUGACUAAACCAAAACUCUUCUCCAAUUAGUAUUUCUUGUUUUGAAAUGAUCGAAAUUCCCGUUGUGUUUGUUAUUUAAUGUAUUGUACCACGAAAGCGUUUCUCAUGUUCCUCCGCCUCAUCAUUUCAAAACUGUGAUGUGUGACUCUAACCCCUACCACACCCAAACAGCAUUCAUCGUGUAUAUUAUAGACGAGUUCUCUCAAGACACUUAUGAAUGUAAUUCUGCCAUUUGAAUUAUAUUCAUGACUAUAAUACUUAUUUUUUCUAUUAAUACCUUUACAUGGCCUUAGGUAGCUCAGUAUUUGAUUGUUUUCUCGCAGGUGAGGAUCAGCCAAAUGUUCAGGGUUUAUAAUCGAUAAGACUAUACUGUAGCGUGUGUGUGCAUGCACAAACAUGCGUGUGUAUGUUGCCUAUGGUGUUGUGUGUACGUGUGAUAGGGCCACGUGUUUCCUGAGAAACUGCUCAUAAGCUUUCAGCUCCUUGAAUUUAAAUGACAAAUUCUUUUUUGAGCCCAUGCACAUUUUCUGUGGUCUUUCAUUUGAUAUCAUCUGUGCACUUACUUUAACUCUUUGGACAAACACAUACACACACACACACACUAAAGUGUUUGAGAAGCUCCAUGUCUAGUUCCAGUCCUUUUUUAGAUUGAAUGAAAAGCCCCCAAACACACAAUUGUGAAUUUCUGUUGUCCUGAAGAGAGAAAAUGGGAAAUUUAAUUCAAUACAAACAAACUAUAUUUUUGAACUUGUAUAUUGUACAUGAAUCUUGUAGAGGAGAAUGUACUUACUAAGCAUCUAAAUAUCAAUUAAAAAAAUAUACUGUAUGUUUAACCCAGCAACUUUUCUCACAGCAGAAUGUGAGCUCUGCUGAAGCUAAUAGAGGUUGUUGUGUUGUCUGGCUAUAAAUGCAAUUAACCAUUUAUCAAUUUGUCUAUAACAAUAAACAACUAGCUCACA
This is a messenger RNA of Silurus meridionalis, 4247 nucleotides long. It is a transcript of the gene ptpn11a, whose product is annotated as protein tyrosine phosphatase non-receptor type 11a. The record is from RefSeq and is a predicted model, not a curated record. Lineage: Eukaryota; Metazoa; Chordata; Actinopteri; Siluriformes; Siluridae. Gene Ontology annotation, biological process: protein dephosphorylation. The transcript is spliced from 16 exons. Gene Ontology annotation, molecular function: protein tyrosine phosphatase activity. Bases 278 to 2062 code for a protein of 594 amino acids.